AUGACCUCCUCUCCCGCGAAGCAGCUGCUGCUCCUGUCCCUGCCGGCCGACGCACGGCCCGCGCAGCAUAGCGACAUGGACGCGCAGACGUGGCUCCUGCGCGAGCUGCUCGGCGGCCGUGCGACGGUCAGCGAGUUCGCAGUGCCCGAGUUCAAGAUUGGCUCGCUGGACGCCCUCGUGCUCCAGUCCGAGGAGCUGGGCCGCGUCGACGCGCAGGUGCACGCCGCCCUCGGCAAGAUCGAGGAGGCGCUGGCCGCGCUCGGCGAGGCCCCGGGCCCCGCGGACCCGCCGUCCGCCUUUCGCUGGGACACGCGCCGCUACAAGCUCGACCGCCCCAUCCGCGACCUCAUCGCCGAGCUCGCGCGCGAGUGCGCGCAGCUCGACUCCGACGUGCGCGCUGCCGCCGCGGAGCACGCGGCCGCGUGCUCCGCGCUGGCCGCCGCCGACCGCCACGAGAGCGGCGACCUCUCCGUCCGUGCGCUGCACGACAUCGUGCGUGAGGAGCACUGCGUGCUGGACAGCGAGUACCUGACCACCGCCCUGAUCGCCGUGCCCCAAGCGCGCCGCCCCGAGUUCGAGCGCGCCUACGAGACUCUCGCGCCCCACGUGGUCCCGGGCUCCGCCGCUGUGCUCGCCUCGGACUCGGAAUUUGCGCUCUACGCCGUGCACCUCUUCCGCCGUUCCGCUCCGGCCUUUGCCGCCGCGUGCCGCGAGCGCGGCUGCGUGCCGCGCGACUUCACCUACUCGCCCGAUGCCGUCCGCGCCCUGCAUCAGGAACGGGUCGCCUCCGCCGCCCGCGCCCAAGCCGCGCGCGCUGCGCUGGCUCGUCUAGCCCGCACCGCACGUGCUGACGUCCGCGCGGCCGCCCUGCACGUGCUCGCGCUCCGUGUGUUCGUCGAAAGCGUGCUGCGCUAUGGACUACCUCCGCAUUUCGCCGCGCGGCUACUGGCCGUAGCUCCGCGGGAUGCUACGCCGUGUCGGGCAGCUCUGCGCGACCAGUUCGGCUACCUCGGCGGCAACGCCUUUUCCCGCGACAAGCGUGGCCGCAUACAGCGGCACGAUGCGGCACUCUCCGAGUAUGCCGCACUUGUGGACACCGACUACGAGCCCUUUGUGCUCUAUAGCGUGCCGCUGUGA
Messenger RNA from Eremothecium gossypii ATCC 10895, 1137 nucleotides. It is a transcript of the gene VMA5, whose product is annotated as H(+)-transporting V1 sector ATPase subunit C. Gene Ontology annotation, molecular function: proton-transporting ATPase activity, rotational mechanism. Lineage: Eukaryota; Fungi; Ascomycota; Saccharomycetes; Saccharomycetales; Saccharomycetaceae. Gene Ontology annotation, biological process: proton transmembrane transport. The transcript has a single exon. The coding region runs from base 1 to 1137 and encodes 378 amino acids. Gene Ontology annotation, cellular component: vacuolar proton-transporting V-type ATPase, V1 domain. The record is from RefSeq and is marked provisional.